AUGUUGAGACUGUGCAAGAUGCCAUCCCAGGAGCUGAACUUUGGUGGUGGUAAUAAGCUGUUUGUGAAUCAUUCAGCCAUGCCAGAGUGUGCAGCUGAAGAUUCCAAGCAUUUGCAACAUCAAGUCAGUUCUAAGGUCACUUGGGACCCGCCACACUUUAUUUCAACAACCCUACGCUACACCCAACACCGACCCUUUGUCACACGUCAAAUCUACUCCGUCACACCCUACACCCACAUCCGUCACGCCCCACCCCAACCUCCGUCACACCCUACAACACCCUCCGUCACACACGACACUAAACUCAGUCACGCCCACACCUACCCUCCGUCACACCCCACACCUACCCUCCGUCACACCCUACACCUACCCUCCGUCACAUCCUACACCUACCCUCCGUCACACCCUACACUAAACCCCGUCACGCCCCACCCCAACCUCCGUCACACCCUACAACACCCUCCGUCACACACGACACUAAACUCAGUCACGCCCACACCUACCCUCCGUCACACCCCACACCUACCCUCCGUCACGCCCACACCUACCCUCUGUCACACCCUACACCUACCCUCCGUCACACCCUACACCUACCCUCCGUCACACCCCACACCUACCCUCCGUCACACCCAACACCUACCCUCUGUCACACCCUACACCUACCCUCCGUCACACCCUACACCUACCCUCCGUCACACCCCACACCUACCCUCCGUCACACCCUACACCUACCCUCCGUCACACCCUAAACCUACCCUCCGUCACACCCUACACCUACCCUCCGUCACACCCUACAUCUACCCUCCGUCACACCCUACACCUACCCUCCGUCACACCCUACACCUACCCUCUGUCACACCCUACACCUACCCUCCGUCACACCCCACACCUACCCUCCGUCACGCCCACACCUACCCUCCGUCACACACCACACCUACCCUCCGUCACACCCUACACCUACCCUCCGUCACACCCUACACCUACCCUCCGUCACACCCCACACCUACCCUCUGUCACACCCUACACCUACCCUCCGUCACACCCCACACCUACCCUCCGUCACACCCUACACCUACUCUCCGUCACACCCUACACUAA
Haliotis rufescens (red abalone) is the source of this 1098-nucleotide messenger RNA. RefSeq names its product extensin-like. The transcript has 2 exons. The record is from RefSeq and is a predicted model, not a curated record. NCBI's taxonomy places the organism in Eukaryota, Metazoa, Mollusca, Gastropoda, Lepetellida, Haliotidae. The coding region runs from base 1 to 1098 and encodes 365 amino acids.